AAUAGCUAGGGAGGGGGAAAUCGCUGAGUCGGGCGUGGCAGUCAGCCAAUCUUUCUUGUUAUCUCUGGGUAAAUGAAAGCUGACAGCUAGACUACCUUUCUUGCAGCGUCCACAGACAAUUUCCGUCGAUUUGCUGGGUGUAAAAAACGUUGAAUUGCGCCUCGAUCCUCGCUGAGGAAAUAUCUUUCCGGACGAACGGCACGACACUCCGUUUAAGGACGACAGACAGACAACGCUCAUCAUCGCGAAAUAUAGACGCAGGCAGCAUGUCCACCCCCACUGUCACAGAGUUGAAAGAGCUGAACCCAGUUGACUUCAUCCAGCUACAGCAGUACAUUGACUACUGCAGGCUGAGGGUUAAAGAUGUGCUGAGGGAAUUUGAUGCAGAUGGCAGGCUGGCCCAGCACAGACAUGGAGAGUGUAUCAAUGAGGAAGGCUUCCGUCUCUUCCUGAAGACCUAUUUGGAGGUUGAGGACUUCCCUAAGGAUCUCUGCCAGCGCCUGUUCCGAUCCUUCCAGAGCGGAACCGAACUGGACGGGCAGAACAACGCCAAAGAGGUCUUUCUGAAGGACGUUUCGUGUUACUUCUCUCUGUUGGAGGAUGGCCAGCCCAGAGACAAGCUGGAGUUUGCUUUCAAACUGUAUGACAGAGAUGGCAAUGGAGUCCUUGACAGCUCUGAGGUGGACCGGAUCAUUGCUCAGAUGAUGCACGCUGCAGAUUACCUGGACUGGGAUGUGUCUGAGCUGAGACCAGUGCUGAAGGACAUGAUGACAGCCAUCGACGCAGACAGCAGUAACACGGUCUCUCUGGAUGAGUGGGUGGAAGGCGGAAUGAACAACGUCCCUCUGCUGGUAUUACUUGGGCUGAAGAUGACUCAGAAGGAUGGGCAGCACCUAUGGAGGAUGAAAAAUUACAACAAGCCUGUCUACUGCAACGUGUGUCAGAGCAUGCUGCUAGGACUGAGGAAACAGGGGCUUUGCUGCACCUGUUGUAAAUACACGGUCCAUGGACGCUGUGCCAACAGAAACCCAGCUCCCUGUACCAGGACCUAUGUCAAGUCUAAGAAAGACACGGGAGUUCCAACCCAUGACUGGGUCAGUGGGAACUGUGACUCUGGGAAGUGUGACAAGUGUCAGAAGAAGAUCAAGAGUUAUCACGGGCUGACGGGCAAACACUGUGUCUGGUGCCACUCCAUGCGCCAUGAUGACUGUGCCUCCCAGGAGCCCUCCGACUGUAACUGUGGAACUCUCAGAGACCAUAUCCUCCCCCCUUGGGCCAUCUACCCUGUUAUGAAGGAGAAGCCUAACAGCAUGAAGAAUGGCUCCUCGAGCUCAGCCGGCGACAGUGACCACAACACCACUCCUGACGGAAAGGUGCUUCAGAUUGAUCCGGUCCCAGACACUCAUCCUCUUUUAGUGUUUGUGAACCCUAAAAGUGGAGGCAAGCAGGGAGAGAGAGUUCUGCGUAAAUUCCAGUAUUUGCUGAAUCCACUGCAGGUGUAUAACCUAUCCAAUGGUGGACCUGGACCAGGGCUGUGCUUCUUCAGAAAUCUGAAGGAUUACAGGAUAUUGGUUUGCGGAGGGGACGGCACUGUGGGCUGGAUACUUGAUGCCAUAGAAAAAGCCAAACUUCAAGUGCGGCCACCUGUGGCUGUGUUACCCCUGGGCACAGGAAAUGACCUUGCACGUUGUCUUAGAUGGGGAGGAGGUUAUGAUGGGACGGAUCUGUGUCGGAUCCUGAAGGAGAUUGAGGGCAGCACCCCGGUGCUGAUGGACCGCUGGAAUGUAGAGGUGAUCCUAGAGGACCCUCAGGAGAUGGGUGACCCUGUGCCUUAUGAGAUCAUCAACAACUACUUCUCCAUUGGAGUGGAUGCCUCUAUUGCCCACCGGUUUCAUACGCUGAGAGAGAAACACCCCCAGAAAUUUAAUAGCAGAAUGAAGAACAAGUUGUGGUAUUUUGAGUUUGCCACCUCUGAGACCAUCUCUGCUUCAUGCAAGAAACUGAAUGAAUGUCUUACAAUUGAGAUCUCACGGGAAUAUACCCCCUAGGGACCUAUCCUAUAUGGAACCUACCCUACACUGUAUUGUCCCUCAUGGAUCUCGCGGAGGAAAACCUCCACUCGGGACCUAUCCUUAUGGAACCUUCCCUACACCUUAUUUUUACCUGGAUCUCGCAGAGGAACAUCUCCACUCGGGACCUAUCUUCAUGGAACCUAGUCUACACCAGAUAUUUACGACCAGUCAUUACACGGCAGGGUAGCCUAGUGGUUAGAGUGUUGGACUAGUAACUGGAAUGUUGCAAGUUCAACCCCUGAGCUGACAAGGUACAAAUCUGUUGUUCUGCCCCUGAACAGGCAGUUAACCCACUGUUCCUAGGCUGUCAUUGAAAAUAAGAAUUUCUUCUUAACUGACUUGCCUAGUAAAAUAAAAAAUAAAUAAAACACAAUGGACCUACUGAAUAAAGGUUUUCUAGGUCUUCUAGGUCCUAUAAUUGUUCUGCUUACGAUUCUCAUCUCCCCAAGGUGUCAGAAUUAGUGAUAACAGGCGUAGGAACUGUGCCUACAUUAUUUCUGGUGCCGGCUCCUGUUUCUCUGAUUCGGAAAUCUCUAGUUCAACUGCAAAUCGUGGCGAAUCCCUUUCGUGACGCCAACUGUUAGGUUCUAAUUUUCAGAGUAAAAACUCAACGGGCAAUUUGAAAGCUCAAACCAAUUUGAUUCUUUCUAGAGGGUCAAUACAGCUGCAUUAGACAAGGACAUAUUCACACAAGCACUGAUAUUUAAACCUUUCUCCCAUGCUGAGUCUCCUCAUACACAUCUGAACAAACAUUGUAUCUUUAUUGCUAGGCAGGAAACUUAGUGAUACGAGCCAUAAACUUUUCUUUCUCCCUUAACGUGACCUGAACUGACCUCGACCCCCUUCAUCACUAAUCCAUGGCUGUCUCCACUUAUCAAUGCCUUCCACAUGUGAUCUCAUACCCUACACUCAGUACAUUCCAAGCUUCACUGCACCCACUAUAUACUUUCCUCCUACAGAUAGCCAUUAACCUCUGGUGUAGCCCCACGCCUAUGGCACCCCUCAGGUAUCUAUUACAACUAAUGAUGAAUAACAUUUCAAGUUCAGAAAUACAAACCUAUCAAUGGAAAAUAAUGCUACUCCAUGAAAGGUGAGUUCCGUCGAUAGUCAGCAAGCAAGCAUAUAUUAUUUUAUUACAUGAGGAUUGUGGUUAACACAGCUGACCUGAUAGUUAUGUGGUAUGUUUCGCUCAUUAUGGCAUCUCAUUAAGUUGCACUGUCUGCCUGAUGUUGUA
Molecule: messenger RNA, 3306 nt
Organism: Oncorhynchus gorbuscha (pink salmon)
Lineage: Eukaryota; Metazoa; Chordata; Actinopteri; Salmoniformes; Salmonidae
Product: diacylglycerol kinase beta-like
Exons: 21
Coding region: 267-2048 (593 amino acids)
Biological process (GO): lipid phosphorylation; intracellular signal transduction; diacylglycerol metabolic process
Cellular component (GO): plasma membrane
Molecular function (GO): calcium ion binding; ATP-dependent diacylglycerol kinase activity
Source: RefSeq, a predicted model, not a curated record